CUCUUUUCCCUCCUUACCACCAGGUGUCCCACAUUUUUCAUGCAGGACCACAAAUCGGUAACUUCCGGUCCCCGGACGUGAAGUCAUGAAUAAGAAGCUAGCAACAGCAGCACAUGUGAAAAUAGUCAGCCCACAACUUACAGUUGACAUAAGAUGGAGUUCACAGAGGUUCAUGUGAACCAAGACAACAAAUAUAAGAAAAGGAAGAAUAAGAAGCCCGAGACGAAGCGUGUGAGUCAGGAGGAUGGCGGCGGAGUGGAGAAGAAAGAGGAGCAGAAGACGGAGAAGAGCGAGCCAUCGGCUGCCUUCCCCUCUACUUUCAGUGUGUCCGAAAUUAAGAAUAAACAGCGCCGACACCUCAUGUUCAUGAAACUCAAGCAGGAGAAAAGAAAGCAAAAGAUGCAGCUGAAGAAAAAGAAGAAAAAAGAAAGGGAAGCUUUGGGUGACAAGGCACCACCAAAAGAGGUCCCAAAGACUAUAGAAAACCAGAGGGUGUAUGAUGAGACAACCGUUGACCCAGAAGAUGAAGAGGUUGCAUUUGAUGAGGGAACUGAUGAAUUCUCUGCCUACUUCAACGGACUCACCAACCCCAAAGUUCUCAUCACAACAUCUGACAGACCCAGAGGGAGAACAGUGAGGUUUUGUGAGCAGCUGGCCAAAGUAAUCCCAAAUGCCCACGUGUACUACAGAAGAGGUUUGGCCCUGAAGAGGAUCAUUCCUCAGUGCGUCGCCAGGAAUUUCACCUACCUCAUGGUCAUCAAUGAGGAUCGCAAAGUGCCCAAUGGCAUGGUUCUGUGUCACCUACCUGAUGGGCCAACAGCACACUUCAAGGUCAGCAGUGUUCGACUACGUAAAGAGAUAAAGAGACGAGGCAAGGAUCCAACUGAACACUGUCCCGAGGUGAUCCUAAAUAACUUCACCACACGUCUGGGCCACAGCAUCGGCCGGAUGUUUGCCGCUCUUUUUCCACAAGAUCCUCAGUUUGUGGGUCGACAGGUUGCCACCUUCCACAACCAGAGAGACUUUGUCUUUUUCAGAUUCCACAGGUAUAUCUUCAAGAAUGAGAAGAAGGUUGGUAUUCAGGAGCUUGGACCCCGCUUCACCCUCAAACUCCGCUCUCUACAGAAAGGCACAUUCGAUUCCAAGUUUGGAGAGUAUGAGUGGGUCCUGAAGCGCCAUGAGAUGGAUGCCUGCAGACGGAAGUUCCAGCUUUAACUGCACAACCUUCCUUUUGUGGCCAGAAAAGGAUGCCAACAUAUUUCAGCUGUGGAAAUACACAAAUGGACGAUACGGUGCAUGUCCCAGGUGGUGGAUGAUCAGUGGCAGCACUUGACCUUCAACACCAUAAAGAGGUUUAACACUGACUGGACCUUAUGAGAUUCCAUCCUCUAAGAACAACUUUUGCAAAGCUGCAUCUACAGGUGCUUUGUGGAGACUGUCUGGGACAGAAGUCUGUAGCUCACAGAAAGGACAUAGACCUCGAUUGUUAGGUGAGAGACUCCAGAGAGGACAGAGGCAGCCGAAUCCACAUCAAUCUUCAAGUCUGACCUGUGGUGACAGAUGUGUAGUUCCAAACAGUUUGUGUAGACAAACGUAUGAAUGUGGCCCAAAUUGUACCAAACUCAGACUGUGCUUUUCCUAUUUGUUACUGAUCACUUCCUGCCCUGGUCAUCCUGUUUUGCAUGCAGCAUCCUGGUAUGUGCAACAGUUGGCAGGGGUCUGAAGUGGUUCAUGUUGUCUACUAUACAGCUGUUUCUGUAGGUGACUGGGCUUUCAUAAUAAUUAUGGAUGAGACAUUAAACACACUGUACAGUU
Molecule: messenger RNA, 1815 nt
Organism: Monopterus albus (swamp eel)
Lineage: Eukaryota; Metazoa; Chordata; Actinopteri; Synbranchiformes; Synbranchidae
Gene: rpf1
Product: ribosome production factor 1 homolog
Exons: 9
Coding region: 154-1215 (353 amino acids)
Biological process (GO): maturation of LSU-rRNA; maturation of 5.8S rRNA
Cellular component (GO): nucleolus; preribosome, large subunit precursor
Molecular function (GO): rRNA primary transcript binding
Source: RefSeq, a predicted model, not a curated record